AUGCCACGACACUCAACCGGUACUAUCAGACCAUCUUCUUCAACACAACACCUAUUGUCAAGUCCCACAGCUGAAGUCUAUUGUCAUACCUCCACUGCACCCUCUCAUACAUUGCGCGCACCCUCUCAUAUCCCGCGCACCCUCUUGUACAUCCGGCACACCCUCUCGCACCUCUCAGACCUCCACCCUCUCAUACAUCGCACGCACCCUCUCGUACAUCCUGCGCACCCCUCUCAUGGCUCCAAUCCACCCUCUCGUACAUCCAGUGCACGCUCUCAUGAUCCGUCAAUCCUCGUUCAGGCAAGAGCCAUGCUGAUCCGAGUCGUUGCCCACCGUUUGCAGACUUUUGCGACGUUCCCAAUGCGACGGACACCAUGCGCGAAUGCCCAGCGCGUGCCAGCAAAUUUGCCCGUGCCUCCACUCCUCCUUCUUGUGCCAUCCACAUAUGUUCGAGUCACGUCAGCAUUCACUGACGUGUGCUGGACAUAUGUGCUAAGCACUGGCGGUGAUACCUAUGAGCGGGUACGGGUUUUUGCCGGGUGCGGGUGCGGGUAUGGCCUCCAAUACCCGGGGGUUUACCCGUGCAGUUCCCUACCAUUGGAUGCCGCUUCUUUACUGGCAUUGGUGCUGGAAGGCGUGGCAUACGGUUUUUCAAUCCUCAUGUUUAUCGGUACUAUCUGGGCUUUGACCUACAAACAGCGUACGCAGGAUGUCAGUCGCCCAAUCAUUGUGGUGGCCAUCCUGCUAUUGAUACUGAGUACUGUGCACAUCGUCGUGAACAUUGUUCGUGUCGAAGACGGACUAGUGAAGUAUCGUAACACGUUCCUGGGUGGGCCAGUGGUAUUCUUUGCCGACCUUUCCCAAUACACAUUUACGAUCAAGAAUGUGUUAUACAUCUUGCAAACUCUAGUGGCCGACGGGGUAGUGAUUUAUCGAUGUUAUGUUGUAUGGCAAUCACUCUUGGUCAUUGUCCUACCGGGCAUGCUGUGGUGCAGUGUUGCAGUGACUGGUGUCUUUGCAACCUACAGCUUUUCGCAAGUCACAACUGACUCCGAACAAUUCUAUAACGAGCGUGGGAAACCUGCAUAUUGGGUUACUGCAUUCUUUGCCUCGUCUAUUGCAACGAAUUUGUUGAGUUCAGCAUUACUUGCGUAUCGUAUCUGGAUGAUUGAACGUGAAAUCUUUCCACUUCGCACCAAGAAGAACACCACGAUGCCGAUUGCCAUACGUGUGCUCGUGGAUUCUGCUGUUUUGUACUCUGUGGCGCUCUUGACCGCAUUAAUCUCUUAUGCUUGCUCGAACAAUGGAGACAUUCUCAUGGUGGACAUGCUCAUGCCCCUCAUAUCGAUCGCCUUCUACAUGGUCCUUAUUCGCAUCGCAAUCAAUAGAAAACACAUUCAUAUCUCGACUAUAGGGAUGAUCAGUGCAACAGAACCAAGCAGAUUGCAGCAGUAUCCUAUGCAGCCCUUGCAGGUCACUAUAUCCAAAUUUACGCAUCGUGACAGUAACACAGUAUAUGGAAUCGAGAAUAAGGAUCGGCCAUCGACGUCCGACAUUCAUGGCGGAAUCUAGAGGGGGCUCCCCAGAAUUGUAAGCAAACUGAGCAUCGUUUUUUUUGUAUUUCCCCAUAGAUUUGUUUGUGCUUCAAAUUUAACAUAUCAUCAUGCUUGCACACAGUUCUUGUUAUCCGUUUCGUUGCAAUUAUAUUCCUCUGUCGUCGUCAAAUGACUGGAUUCUCAUCCAGACUGUCAUCGUUAUCGUAUACACCCCAUAUUUCGAUUAAAUGUGCAUCAUGUUGCAGGAACAGUAUUUCCGAGUCAUUUCCGCAUGUCACGAGCUAGGAAUUAACAUUUAAUGACGGCGAAAACGUGUGUACACAGUGUAA
Messenger RNA from Suillus plorans, 1885 nucleotides. RefSeq lists its product as uncharacterized. The record is from RefSeq and is a predicted model, not a curated record. Bases 1 to 1572 code for a protein of 523 amino acids. NCBI's taxonomy places the organism in Eukaryota, Fungi, Basidiomycota, Agaricomycetes, Boletales, Suillaceae. The transcript is spliced from 11 exons.